UAUAUCCUUUUUCUUUUGAUCUUCAAUUUUCGAGCAAAAUAGCUAAUGGGUUGGAUAAUCUUUCAUUUUUUUAAAUCUUAAAUGAGUUGGAUUGAAUUGCUUUUAUUUGUUGUUUUGUCAAAUUGUUUUCGUGCUCAAUUUACUUCUUGGGUUUUUGUUGUGAGAAUAAUCUUUGCCAAUUGUCUGCAAAAGAUGCCCAUUUUCUUUUGUUGCUCCUAGGAAUUUUGUUAUCUCCCAUUUUGCUUGUAUACAAUUUUGCAGAUUCCAGGCAUCGAUGGCUCCCUCACAUUACAUAAGUAAAAAUAUGGAUUCCUCUAGCGAGAAGCAUGGUCUUUUGUUUUAGGAUUGCUCUAUGGCAACUGGCAAGAGCAAUGGUCAUCUGUUAUCAGCUAUGGGUUUCUCAAUAUACUCUAGAGGGUGAUAAAAAUGGCUUUUCUAGCAACUGCUGAAGCUUGUGAUUCAAAUGCAGCACUUUUAGCAAGUGGUGACUUGCGGGCUUUACAACCGAUUUUCAAGAUAUAUGGCCAAUGUCGAGCAUUCUCAGGCCCCAUUGUCACUCUUAGGGUGUUUGAAGACAAUGUGAUAGUGAGGGAGCUUCUUGAAACUAGAGGUGAAGGAAGAGUACUGGUUAUAGAUGGUGGGGGAAGCAUGAGAUGUGCUUUGGUUGGAGGAAAUCUGGGACAAUUGGCUCAAAACAUGGGGUGGGCUGGUAUUGUAGUCAAUGGCUGCAUUAGAGAUGUUGAUGAGAUUAAAGGAUGUGAUAUUGGGGUGAGAGCCUUAGCAUCACAUCCCACGAAAUCCAACAAGAAAGGCAUCGGUGAGAAGCAUGUACCGGUGCAAAUCGCCGGAACCCUGAUUCAAGACGGUGAAUGGCUGUAUGCAGAUAGUGAUGGCAUUCUUAUCUCAAAAUCUGAGCUCUCCGUUUGAGUAAGAACUUAGGCCUCAAAUUGAUCAGCUCAUAAGUGGAGAGGAUUUUCCAGGCCACCCAUAUUACAUUUUUUCUACAUUAGCCAUGUUUACAUCAAUAAACUUCAAUACUCAUUUCUACAUGAACUAAAUUUGGAAACAGUGACAUGCUUCUCUUCAGA
Molecule: messenger RNA, 1088 nt
Organism: Manihot esculenta (cassava)
Lineage: Eukaryota; Viridiplantae; Streptophyta; Magnoliopsida; Malpighiales; Euphorbiaceae
Product: putative 4-hydroxy-4-methyl-2-oxoglutarate aldolase 3
Exons: 2
Coding region: 427-927 (166 amino acids)
Biological process (GO): regulation of RNA metabolic process
Molecular function (GO): ribonuclease inhibitor activity
Source: RefSeq, a predicted model, not a curated record